GGAGGAACAAAUAGUGGUUUAUGUUUGGAGUCCGGUUUCCACGUUAGUCUGUUGUCAAGUGUUUUUCUGUGUUGGUGGGCGUAGGUGAAGUCGGCUAGACUAUGGCGGCCUUUGAGAAGCCUCAGAUCAUCGCUCAUAUCCAGAAGAGUCUGAACUACACGGUGUUUGACUGUAAGUGGGUGCCCUGCAGCGCGAAGUUUGUGACCAUGGGCAACUUCGCACGGGGCACCGGCGUCAUCCAGCUGUACGAGAUCCAGCACGGCGACCUGAAGCUGCUCCGGGAGAUUGAAAAGGCCAAACCUAUUAAAUGUGGAACAUUUGGUGCGACGUCUUUACAGCAGAGAUACUUAGCUACUGGAGAUUUUGAUGGAAACCUUCAUAUAUGGAAUUUGGAAGCUCCAGAGAUCCCAGUAUAUUCUGUAAAGGGCCACAAAGAAAUUAUAAAUACUAUAGAUGGUGUGGGUGGACUAGGAAUUGGAGAAGGAGCGCCGGAAAUUGUGACUGGCAGUAGAGACGGGACUGUGAAGGUUUGGGAUCCGAGGCAAAAAGAUGAUCCUGUUGCUAAUAUGGAGCCUGUACAAGGAGAAAACAAGAGAGACUGUUGGACAGUAGCAUUUGGCAACGCUUAUAACCAAGAAGAACGUGUUGUUUGUGCUGGCUAUGACAAUGGAGAUAUCAAACUGUUUGAUCUCAGAAAUAUGUCAUUGCGGUGGGAGACAAACAUAAAAAACGGGGUAUGUAGUGUGGAGUUUGACAGAAAAGACAUAGGAAUGAAUAAAUUAGUAGCCACAUCUCUGGAAGGAAAGUUUCAUGUUUUUGACAUGAGAACACAGCAUCCAACCAAAGGUUUUGCCUCUAUUUCUGAAAAGGCUCAGAAAUCUACCGUAUGGCAGGUCCGACACCUUCCCCAAAACAGAGAGCUCUUCCUGACAGCUGGAGGUGCUGGAGGCCUUCACCUUUGGAAGUACGAAUACCCUGCUCAGCGAUCAAAGAAAGAUUCUGAGGGAGUAGAGAUGGGAGUCGCUGGUUCUGUCAGCCUUCUGCAGAAUGUGACAUUGUCGACCCAACCCAUCUCAAGUUUGGACUGGAGUCCAGAUAAAAGGGGUCUCUGCAUCUGUAGUUCAUUUGAUCAAAUGGUCAGAGUACUCAUUAUUACAAAACUUCAUAAAAUUUGAUCUGAAGACUUUGGAUUUGAAACCAUGCAGAGGAUCGAGAAUAUGUUUGAGGACUCUCUGACCCUUGUUGAACAAAGUUGGGGUUGACUGAUGAAGAAGGAUCCCAGAUGGACAGCUCCAUGUGAACCUCUCUCUGGCAGUGAAAACCAAGUGCUGGGUUUGUCUACCUGUAAGAUGCAGGUUCAGUUCUGCAUGUGGGAUGCCACUAGCUUGACACUUCUUUCCACCAUUUCCAGUACACAGUUGAAGGAUUGUCUUUGUUUAGACAUGUUUCAAUUUCGUUCUGCAUCCAAAGUUCCAUAGAAUAUCAUUACACCUGUUCUGCAUUUCAGUGUUUCCAAUGUUGAGGUAGGAAUCACUAGAUGUUUAACUAUAGUAGAUUGCCUUGCCAAAACUUGAGAAAACCUUGAUAAUGAAUUAAUCUGCAGAAAGGCACUUUGAGAGAUUUCAGUGUCAGUAGGUCUCUUCAAAAUUUAUAAAAUACCACAAAGGGGGUUGUCAUCUUAAUUUGCCCAUUUUCAGCAAUAUAACUUCGUAAAAGUGAAUACCAUGAUGAUCAUUUUUUUGACCACUUUUUGACUUUUAAAGAAGAAAAAAAAAAUUGAAUUAGUGAGACUUUCUGUUGUUGACUGUGGUGAUACAAGAGUUGGGGGGGUAGGCUUAUUACUAUUUUUUAUCAUACUUUUAAAUAUAUUUCAUGAAUAAAUUUCUUAUUUUAAAAUCUA
Molecule: messenger RNA, 1900 nt
Organism: Erinaceus europaeus (western European hedgehog)
Lineage: Eukaryota; Metazoa; Chordata; Mammalia; Eulipotyphla; Erinaceidae
Gene: DNAAF10
Product: dynein axonemal assembly factor 10
Exons: 8
Coding region: 102-1175 (357 amino acids)
Molecular function (GO): ubiquitin binding
Source: RefSeq, a predicted model, not a curated record